Molecule: messenger RNA, 1558 nt
Organism: Saccostrea echinata
Lineage: Eukaryota; Metazoa; Mollusca; Bivalvia; Ostreida; Ostreidae
Exons: 6
Coding region: 18-1328 (436 amino acids)
Source: RefSeq, a predicted model, not a curated record
AGAAUUCAGGUAGUAGGAUGUGGGUUGACCUUGAAAAAUGCGCCAAAAAUACUGAUUGCAGAAUCUUUACUCUCUCGGAUAAAAUGAAAAAGGAUUCAUUGCUUCUCUGCAUAAUGGUACAUGAUACAGAAACAUGUUACACAUCCAAUUGCUUCUUUAAAGAAAAAAGACAGAAGAGAAGUUUAGAAAGCACUGUAAACUUAAAUGAGACUAAAACUGGUAGUAAUCUUAAAGCUCCUAAUCUGCUCUGUGAAUUUGAUAACUCUGAGUUCAGAUAUGGUCAAGAUAAAACGUUUGGCAAGAGUUGCCAGAAUGAAUCCAGUCAUGUGAUUGCCAGCAGGAAUGACGAAAUAAAUGAAGGAACAUCGACUUUCAAGGAAGGAUAUAUAUGUCACUCACAAAAUAUCAAAGAGAAUAAUCCAGGAUUCUACGCCAUCCUCUGCUUAGGAGGUACAGUGUUUGGAAUUUUUCUAGGAGUAUGUGUCACUUAUGUAUAUCUCAAGAGGGUGCCGAAAAGUCUGCCUGUGAGUGAGGAAAAACAAAGCAAAAAUAUCACUGUUAGAAAAGAUAUAUUUAGUGAUAUCACAGAAUAUUCAGAAAUUCCUUACACUCUGGACAAUUUUAAAGUGGAAGAAACUCUGCUACGAGGAGAAAAAACAGAUGACAUUAGAAAACACCGUUGUGUAAAUAGCAAAAUUCCUAGAUUCGAAGACCUACAUGCAUCACCCUCUAUGAUUGUACAGAUAGACAUGAGUGAACCCCCUUUUCAAAAUGAUGGACCAAAAGAAAAAUUUCAGGAAGAUAUGGAUUAUGUAGAACCACAGUAUCACCAAUAUCACCAUAUGACACAAAGGACUACUAUAAAUGAUGUAACAGUGGAAGCUAAAAAACACAAACAUAAAAAUACAUUAGCCAAUAGAGAAGAAUGUAAAGCUGUCACAGAAACAAAUGUGAACACGAUUGUUGUGAACAAUGAUGUCAAGAUGUCGGAUAUGACUCAAGAGUAUCACCAGUUAACCGAAUGUGCAACUCUGAAUACUGGAUUGUAUUUGCCACAGAAAAAGGGCGAUGCAGAAGCUAAGCUUUGUUCUCCUAAGGAUGAAAGCAAUGUUGCGGAUUCCGUUUACUUUGUUUUAAGUGCAAAUCCUCCUUCGUCAGAAGAACGCUUCGAUGAAGCAGACGUAAAAGAAGAUCAAAAAUUGCAUAAAAUGAAUAGCAUGACUGAGCAGUAUCCAUCGGGUUCGGAAUAUUUGCACUCAACACACGAUGAUUUCAAAGCAGGUGAUAUAAAUGACACAUUGUACACGGAGAUCGAAGAAAACACGUGAUUUGUUCAAGUACUAAUAAUGAUUAACAUAUAUGCGCGAACUUUGAGACAAGGAAAAUAACACUUUGCCCGUACCAGGCAAUGGGAUAUAUUUUUCUCAAACAACACUUAAAAAAGUUUUGGAUUCAUAAUUGCUAUUUUGCUUUUUUACUGGUUUAUGAAACCCUCCUUUUAUUCAUGUACAUUUAUGAAUAAUUAAGACACGAAGACGCUUAUGAAUCAUCAGUGAAU